AUGGGCAAAAUCACAAAGUCCAUGCAGUCCAAGCACAAGGACACACAGUCUCCUUGGCUCAAAUCCUUUGUCGAAACUGCAUCCACGAUUGAACUUCCAUCCUUACCGAACCACCUAGCGUCUUUCCCCUCGCAAUGGCCCUUUGGUCGGGGCGAUCUUUAUCACUGGAUACCCCUUUUGAAUCGAUUUGACAGCAUUUUGGAGCAUUUUUGCAAGGUCUAUAACCUAAACGACGGGCCCCAGUCACGCGACUUCGGCACCCACAUUCUUCUCAACGAGUCUAAAUCUUCGGACUUUCGCGACGAGAGAAAGUGGAGCUUGGAAGAGCUCAUGGAGCUUGGUUUCUCUUCUGACGGAGACAGAUUGCUUAUAGAAGCUGUUCUGCGGUUUACCCGCAUGCUCCUGGAACACUGCGGAAACAGAAGCAUAUAUGCGAGUAGCGCCCACUUGAACGACCUUCUAAAUACCACGUCCCUUUCAGUCUUGAUUUCUACUCUCGAAGUUGGCUCCGAAUUGGCACAACGAUAUCAGGCAUCUGUCAAACGCAUAGCUAAUGCAUCCAGGCAAAUUAGCUCAGCUCUUCUAGCCAAUCAUUACAAUAUUGACCUUGACCGGGUACAGCAAAUUGCUCUUCCCUUCGUCAAAACACCAAGCAUCAGUCUGGGAGACCCGACGCCGUCCACGCCAGUUCCAACUAAGGGCAAGGAAAAGGGCCAUGGAUCCGGCAGUAGAAACUCUGCCACGACUCAUGCCAACGACUUGGUUGCCGUUGCUUCCUGCGAUGAAACGCGAUGGCAGGGCUGGGGCGACGUCAAGGUGCACUACUACCUUCAAGAUAGCCCUGCUGCUACCAAUGCGUCACACGAGCCUGGCCGCUCAUCAACGACGUCCACCCCAACACCUCUGCACCGCAGUCACGCAGUUGGAGGCGCCCAGCAUACUCCACGAGUUCGCAAUUUGGCAGGGGAUGACUCCUCUCCCGUCUUGCCACGGACUCCCGCCAUAGCUGAUGAACAAGCAUCAUCCGGGCAAAAGUCGUUUGAAGUGUCCAGGUCAGUCAUUACGACGACGUCAAUCUACGACCUUGUGAAACGAUGUCCUGCCGAUAUGCCGCCGACAGCAAAAUACGAGCUCUUCCAUCGCCUUCGAGUCGCGAAAGCGCUCACGGAGUCUCUCGAGUCCAGACAGAAAUUGCUUGCUACUCGGCUCCUUGCUAUUACGAACCUAGCCUAUAUUCACACCGAGUCGAGCUUUGUGGAGAAAAUACUUCGACAUGACGUCGAUGAGACGAGGCGGUAUCAACUAAUUUACCAGCUCGCAGAAUUGAUACACCCUUCUGCGGACGCCAACACGAGGAUUCCGCUUUGGCUGCAGACAUUCUCUUUGGCUCUGCUCGAGGCCAUAUCUGGCUUCAGCAGCAAAUGCCAAGAUGUCCUGUCCGCAUUGAAUGCCAAUGUCAACCACGGUAUCUUGCUGUACGUCAUUAGAAAGGCUGUGGCAGGUAUGCAAGUUGACGAUGCCGCCGAUGCCGGAUAUCAGGCCACUGAAGAAGACGACUGGCGAAACAACUUAUUCUCUCUGACACUUCACCUCUCGAUGGCUACGAGGGCUGGUAGCGAGAUGGUUUCGGCGGGUCUCAUGGAAAUUCUGGUCGAGAUACUCAACAUUCGAUCACAUGUUGCGCAGCGGCAUCAUUCCAUGGUAUUAGCCUUCUUGGACGGCCUGGUUUGGACCUAUCAGAAUGCAUUCACGUCGUUCUUUAAUGCAAAUGGCCUUGAUGCGGUAGCCCGACUUCUGGUUGAUGCCGUCGUGGAAGCCCAGGAAUCCUUGCGCUCGUCCAAGGGUGUCAGGCAGGACCAACAGUCGGCUGCUGUCGACUAUGAGAUACCAUAUUACCAGCAGCAAACCUUGAAAUGGCUAUUGAAGUUCGUUCAUCACGUCAUGACGAAUUCCUACAGCUAUGGUGGCAAUACAGAUCGAUUGCUGCGUAACCUCGCUGAAAAAUCAGAUUUGCUCCAGAGUCUCCGUGCGAUCAUGGCAAACAAACACAGUUUUGGAUCCGUGGUGUGGACAAGUUCGGUGACAAUUUUGAGCGAUUUUAUAAACAAUGAUCCCACGAGCUUCGCCGCCAUAUCGGAAUCAGGCAUGAUCAGGACAUAUUUGGAGGCAAUAACAGGAGGCCCAAUUCUGGAGCAGCAGCAAGGCGAAGAAGCAAGACAGAGCGAGCGGCAGCAAGAGGAUGAGGCAGCUGAGUCCCCCGAGAGCUCUCUAGUGGCAUCUAUCGCAGAUGAAGACGAUCGGCCUCAUCCUCCGUCUGAUGAAGAGAUCCGGAAAACACGAAGUAGCAAACCAGCUCAAGGUAUCCUUGCAUCAGCGGAGGCGAUCAACAUUGUCCCCCAAGUCCUGAACUCGAUUUGUCUGAACCACAUAGGCAUGAAGAUGGUGGUAGCUUCCAAAGCAUUUGACAGCUUCCUCGAGAUUUUCGAGAGCGCGCCGCACGUCUUUUGCAUGAAAGCGGACAAUGAGCUAGCUCCCAAUGCCGGUGCCAACUUCGAUGAGCUUGCUCGGCAUCAUCCACCCCUUCGGACAGCAAUCUCCAACGCUGUGAUUGACAUGGUCGCUCGAGUGCGUUGGCUCGGCAUCGAGAAGGGAACUGAAUCGGAUUGGGGAGCUAGACUAUACGUGGUCAAUAGCGAAGGACGCGUUGUCACUGCGCACCCUCAUGGACGUCUCUCGGAGGCCUUGACCGAGAAAUCUUCAUCCGACAAGGAAGAAGCCGACGAUAGACUAGACAUUGACAUGUCGGAUAUACCGGCUGGCCACUCCAUUUCCGAAAAGAGCAGACCCCAAAAAUUCGCCCGCCCGAAGUCGUUUACACCGUAUAUCCAUGCUCUCGCUAAUUUCUUGACUGGAUACUUGUCCAAUUCUCUCCUCAAAGCUAAUUUUGUCAAAAAGGGUGGCAUCGAAUUGUUGCUUGACCUUUGUGAAUCACCAAGCCUCGACGCAGCGUUCGGAGAUUCCAGUGCCUCAAGAGUUCUCAAUCAGGUCUUGACUCAGUUGAUCGAACACUCUCCUAUUCGUGGACUACCGUCACUUCUUCGUCGGGCUCAGUCAAAUGUUGACAUGCUGGAGCCACUAGCGUCAAAGACUGAAGCCCUACCGCCUUACUUUGGGGCCUUUUUGGUCGCAGAUCUGCAAUCCUGGAGCGAGAAUGCCGAAACUACAGAGGUUGUAUUGCGAGCCACACAAAAGAUCAAGGCGCUCUUGAAUGCGCAGACCUUUAUCAAAAUCAUAUCCGACUGCUUUACAACAUCAAGGUCCAAUUCCUUGCAGUUUUAUCCAGUCAAUGUGUACGAUUACUAUCUUAAAUUGAUUCAGUCUCUUGGUCCGCUGCUUCGUGGAGUCUUGGCUGAAGAGGCCGGCGAACUCUCUGUCGUCCCACAGCAUUGGUCAUUACGCAGACAAAGUGUAUCUGGGGCCGACAAUCCAACGGGUCGCGGAAGAUCUAGAGUAGACGAGACUUCGAUUCCGGACGUGCUGAACAGCACUACAGGUGGUUGGAGCUCUACCGGUGGAACAGAUGCGUCCCCAAUCGCUCAACCAACGGAAGAGGAACAAUCCAGUCCUCGAUUCUUGAAUUACGACAUGCUUCGCACAUUGCUACACCCUAUGAUCCCGACAUCUUUCCCCCUGUUCCAGUCUGUGGGCAAGGCACUAUUGCCAAGACGGGAGCCCAACCACCUGGACUCAUUUCCCCGCCCACGACAACUUGAAAUUGCCAUGGCCUUGGCCAAUACCGUCCUAUCUCACUUAGGCCCCUCAGUUGCGCAACCCCAGCCGACGUCCAAAGACUUUCAUUACUGGAUCAUUAUGCUUCACACCAUUCAUGAAAUGCUGAUCGACCAUCCUUCGAUCCGCCAGAGUGACAGGUCCACUGUGCAUAUUAUCAUGCCAGUGCUUCUAGCCUUCAAGGAGCAGGGUGGUCUCGAAGUGCUUAACACCAUGUUGAGGGUGUUUGCUUCCUCAGUGGAACUUGACGCAGAUAACGGCUCGGACGAGUCUUCGAGAGCUAAAGUAGCCGCGUACGGUCUAAAAAAAGUACUAGAUUUACAGUAUGUCCUCGUCAAUGGCAAGUUCCUGUCAGAAACCUCCAAUCUCUUCAACAUACAGCGGCAAGCGGAUCGAUCACAAAAUAGCCUGAACGUGUACCAGCAAAUCGUUGUCGAGUUCCGCGCUGGGAUCCUGCCCGCAAUCAUGGAGCUUUGGACUUCCAGCUUCAUCGAAAAGGUCUCGGACGCCACGAUCAAGAGGCUUCUCGAAAUUCUCAAGUCUGUCUGUGCUGCGGAUCAUGAGCCACAGUCUAUACCGAAAGACGGCAAAGCACCAUUCAAUGUCUUCAAAUAUAACGAUGUCAGGUUCAAAUGGGCCGCCUUUAGAGACGUUGCAGCUGACGCUCUAGGUUUGGGCUUUGAUGAAGAUCUCGUUCAGGAAGCGAUAUAUAGAGCCAAUGGCAAUAGCACUGCAGCCGCCGAGUAUUGCCGUGCUCACACAGAUCACCUGGCUGGGUCACGGAACCCCAUUCCCGUCGAGGAUGCCGACGCAUCUUCCCUGAAAGAAGGCUCGUCAAGGGACCCGGAUGAGCCUACAAGCGCUGCUGGUAUUUCGAACACGGACACGGUGAUGCUGGAUUCCCUGCCUGACAUAUCUUCUGCUGAUGAGAUGGUUGAGUAUGUUGAAAGGCAAAUCGAUAAUGCUCAGACCGACGACAGUUCCACCUCCGUGCCAACAGGGAAAAUCGCUAAUGUCCCAACAAUUGGUACGGAAGAUGGAUCGGUUGGUCAAGAUGUAGCCACCGGGUUUGCAGCUCUCAAGAAAAAGCUGGAUACUAUGCGAGCCGAAAUUCGUGGCAACCUCAUCGAUCAAUGUCUGGACGUCAUUCGAGCUCAUCCUGAGACUGCUAUAGACGUCUCGGAUUUGGUUUCAGCGAUUAUCUUGCGGAGACAAAAUCAUGAUGCCCAGGAGGAAGUCGCCUCAACGCUGACAUUCGCACUCUCUUCACUAGCUCUUGACGAGGAAGAGAAGCGGCGAAACGGAACGUGUAUUGCCGCGUAUGCUCACUUGCUGGCUCUUCUUCUCCAAGAUGAGAAAUUCUUUGAGCAAAACACAGAAAUACUCGCCGAUAAGGUGGACGAGUACGUUGGUUUCUUGAGAGUUCCCCUCUCGUCGGCCACUGAUGAAUUACCUCCAUGGAUACCUUACAUCCUUCUCGUGCUGGAGGUGCUUCUUUGCCAUGACGAGCGUCCCAUCCCGGUGCAGUGGAAGCCUCCAAAAUCCUUGGAUGAUUCGGUCGCUGAACCGGUCGUGCGAGCAGGACUGCCUCUUGUCGGGGACGACAACCGCCGCCAAAUCCUAGAGUCUUUGUUGAAUUUGCUGCCUCGAAUUGGAAAGGAGGAAUUGCUGGCUACUGCCGUUGUCCGGGUACUUGUCAUCUUGACGCGGAAGCGGAGCCUUGCAAAAUUAGUGGGCGAAAAGAAAAACCUGCAACGACUGUUCUUGAUGGCUAAACAACUAUCUGGAUCGGGCUCCGAGCGUCUUAAGCAGACCAGACUAACUGCUCACGUCAUUACGAUACUCCGACACGUUAUUGAGGACGAGGAAACUGUGAAGCAAAUCAUGAGCGCGGAAAUACGGGCCGACUUUCCCAAUCUACAGCGAAAUCAACGUGGUCAUCCCGAUGUUCAAUCAUACCUGCGAGCCAUGGCUCCUGUAGCCCUGCGCGCUCCUGGUUUGUUUGUUGAAGUGACCAACGAGCUUCUCAUGUUCUCCAGAUGGAUUGCCCCUUCUGGAGACUCGAGCAGACCGCAACCCUUGGCUUGGAAGGAUCAAGGAGAAGUAAAUGUCAAGGCCAUAGAAGCGAAACAACCGCCAGACGCAUCGGCCGCCGAAUGCAUAAAGUCAUCUACUGAACAGUUCGACAAUGAAAUGAUUGAUGCUGCAAAGCCGCAACAUGAUGCUAAACGCCCCGUGGUGGAGAACCCCGACGGCGUCAUUCAUUUCUUGCUGUGCGAACUGAUCAACUAUCGUGAAGUAGAUGACAAGGAGCCUGGACUUGCAACUGCGACAAACCCAGCAGAGCCUUCUGUAGUAGCAGACUCGGAAGAAGCAAGCCUCGCAGACAACUCGGCGUCUGACGCAAGGGAUAAGAAACAGACCAAGCCCGUCUUCAAGGCUGAAGAGCACCCGAUCUUUAUAUAUCGAUGUUUCCUGCUGAAUUGUUUAUCCGAGCUCCUUCAAAGCUACACACGAACCAAGGUUGAAUUCAUCAACUUCAAACGGAGUGCGCCACCUCUGUCAACCACUACACCCAUCAAGCCUAGGUCUAGCAUCUUGAAUUAUUUGAUAUACGACUUAUUGUGCCAAGGCAACCUGAAUGGCACUACAGACACCAUCGCCUCCAAGAAGAGAGCCGCAACCUCUUCGCUCACUCAGAAAGUACUCGUAGCAUUGGUAUCGAAGACGAGCGAGAAGGUUAUUGAUCGGUCUGCUGAUAAAUAUGCUUACGAUGACGAACCUGACCUGCUAUUUGUCCGAAAGUUUGUCCUGGAUACAGUUCUAAAAGCCUACGAGAAGGCUCCGCUUACCAACGAGCCGUUGGAGACACGCUAUUCUCGAAUGCAGUGCCUGGCGGAACUAAUGAGCCACAUGAUCGGAGAAAGGGACCGGGACCAAAACUCCAAUUCCAGAAGCACUGACAGCCGUCAGGCUCGUACUCAAGCCCAUCUGCGUCGUCUUAUGUAUGAAAAGGGAUAUGUCGAGAAACUGACAUCUUCCAUCGCUGAGAUUAACCUCAGUUACCCAGGCAUAAAGCGUGCUAUUAAGAAUAUACUUCGCGUUCUGAAAGUUCUGACAGGUACUGCCAAGGAGUUGAGUCAUUCCAAUAUUUUGCCAUCAGAUCUAGCAGGUGAACACAGUGACGAGGAUUUCGCAUCGUCCUCAUCCUUGUCAGACGCGGAUGAUGAUGAUAGAGAGGAGACUCCAGACUUGUAUCGAAACUCUGCACUCGGCAUGCUCGAGCCUCGAGGAGAAGAUGACGAAUCUGACGAAGGCGACGAGGAUGAUGAUGAGGAUAUGUAUGGGGAUGAGUAUGAUGACGAGAUGGAGUAUGGGGAAGAUGGCAUGUCGGACGGUGAGAAUGACAUCAGCGAUGAAGAUGAGGAACUCAGCGGCAUAGGAGAUAUCGAAGGCCUGCAUGGAGAACCUGGAGUCGUCGAAGUUAUUAUGGAUGAAGAUGACGAUGACGAUGAAGAUAGCGAAGAAGAUGACGACGAAAUGGACUCUGCCGAUAUGGAGGACCUUGAUGAUCGAGUCGAGAUUGUCGACGAAGACGGAAACCCCCUCGAAGAAGAUGGCGACUCAGGAUGGGAAAGUGAGAGUGAUGUUGAAGGAGAGGACGAUACCGAGGAAGAUGGUUUGGAUUAUGACGCAGACGUACAGGAAGAGGAAGGGGCUCAUUUACAUGGCAUGGAACCAGGCGAUCUUCUCGACAACAUGGCUAGGGCCAUGAUGGGAGACGACGGUGAUUACGAUCCAGACAUUGGACUGGACGAUCACUAUCUGGAUGAUGAUCAUGAGGACGGCGAAGAUGAUGAUGACGGAGAGGAGAUGGACGACGAAGAGUAUAUCUAUGAUGAUGAUUAUCCUGACGACGAAAUACCUCAGAUGCCGGCUUUGGGAUGGGACGGCAUGACUUCUGACGCGGACGAGAGACAUAGGCAACUCUCGUUUUUUGAAGGACAUAAUCGCCGCUCGGUUCUGACUAGGAUGGAGAACCGAAGUCCAUUCCCGACCCGUUUUGCAUCCGGGAACCACCGUGAACACCUAGACUUUCGAAGUUAUUUUUCUCGCGGUCAUCGUGCUACAGGACCACAACCGAACGCCGAGGAUGGCCUCAACCCGCUAUUGCGCCGCAGUGACCAAGCAAAUGAAACCUCCUCGCGCCAUGGCAACACUCACUCGUUGGAUUUCAGAAUUCCACAUGGCUUGCUUGGCUCGGUUCGACACAACAUGGAUGGCCCUAUGGGUCUGCUGGGAGAACUUAUGGAAUUUCUGCCAAUGAUGAGUCGCAAUGGUAACGGUCAGCAGGCUUUCCAUUUCCAUAUUACGGCACCGGGGGGCCCUCGUGAAAUGAGAGAGUUAGGCCCAACACGGUGGGUUAGAGCAGACCAACGGCGGGAUGCGACGGUCCAAGAACCGCAUCAAGCCGUGUCCUUCACGCCCGAAUCAACCUUGGAUCGCUACCAAGAGGAAGCCAGAAUGAUAUUUGGAACGAACCACACUGCUGAGGCAGCCAAACUCGGCAAUAUCAUUACCGCCCAUCUGACUCCCUCUGCUAUGAAGCUCGAGAAGAAGAUCAAAGCAGAAGAGGCAGAACAUCAGAGAAAAAUGGAUGAGGAACAGAAGAAGCGAGAAGAAGAGGAACGACUGGCCCGCGAAGAAAAGGCUGCUGAGGAAAAGGCCGAGAGAGAAAAGAGAGAGGCAGAAGAGCGGCAGGAGCACGAACGGGCCGCCCGAGACCGCAUGACUGUAUCCGGGACGUCUGGUACUGAUGAACAACAGCAGGUUCACAAUGUCGAGGGAGCGAUGGAGGGAAUUGAAGCAACUGAAGCUGAGAAUGUCGUAACCACGUCGACAUCUGCUGCUGCUGACCAACCACGGGUUAUGACAACCAUCAGAGGCGAAGAGGUUGACGUAACCGAGCUGGGCAUCGAUCCUGAGUAUCUUGCAGCUUUGCCUGAGGAGUUCAGAGAAGAGGUCAUUGCGCACACAGUGAGUGAGAGACGGUCUCAAGCGCGCGAGGAAGCUACUGCUGGAGAGUCGACCGAGGUAUUCCAGGAAUUUCUUGAUGCCCUUCCGGAAGAACUACGCAUGGAGAUAGCUCAGCAAGAACGACAAGAAGAGCGCCGAAGGCACCGUGAGGAGAGUCGUCGCCAAGCUGCUGCUUCUUCCGGACAACCGCCAGCAGUUGAGAUGGACGCUGCAAGCAUUUUGCUGACCUUUCCUCCUGCCCUCCGUGAGCAAGUAUUGAUGGACCAAGGCGAAGACAUCAUGGACCAGCUCACACCAGAGAUGGCCGCUCAGGCACGAGCCCUAAGCCAACAACACCCACCAGCGCCUCAACUUCAAGGCAUACGAUCCGUCGCUGUACCAGGACGAGGGCCGCCACCUGAUGAUGGUGCUGACCGCGCCGAAAAAAAUCAACGGCGCACUGUGGUCCAGAUGCUGGACAAGUCUGGGGUUGCAACGUUGGUGCGAUUGAUGUUCAUCGCGCACCAAGGCUCGAUUCGAGGGUAUCUGUUCGCCGUGUUUGCUGACGUAUGCGAAAACCGCCAAAAUCGACUCGAGGUCGUUAGCACCAUUCUUCAGAUUCUCCAGGAAGGAAGUAUGGAUGUAAGCGCGGUAGAGCGCAGCUUUGGGCAGCUCUCGAUCAAGGCUCGAAAACACAAGGAGCGCGACAAUGAGCCCAAAACACCGCAAAGCCUUAAGAAGACUUUGACGAAUCCCGGACCGAUGAGUGCGAUUGCUCAACCUGGCAACUCGGAAACUUCUCCCUUGCUGAUCGUCCAGCAGUGUCUGGAUCUUUUGGUCGAUCUUUGCGCAAGAAGCCAUCACAUUCCUUGGCUGUUUUUGACGGAACACGAGGUUGUGGGGUCUACACUCAAGAGGGCACUGAGCCGAAAGGGCAAUAUUAAGGAUUCAAAGUCUCAUAAAUACGCCAUCAAUUCUCUCUUGACGUUGCUGGACCGGGAGGUGGUUACGGAGAGUUCUGUUGCCAUGACACACCUUGCUGAUCUCCUCAACCGCGUUACACUGCCCUUGCUGAACCUGGAACGCAAACGGAAGGAUCUGCAGGGUGGAGAGGUCGAUAAGCCCGCGUCUACCGCGGCCGAUGAGGAGCGGCAAGGGGCUACCGUCGAGCAAGCUGACGCUGCUGGUACAGCGACAGGAAACACUGCGGAACAGGUACUGGCACCGGAGCGCACAGGUGCUGAAGGCAGGGAGCCUCCCAGGGUUACCAAACACGCUGGAACCAAAGGGCCCAAGCAACUGCAACCGCCCGUCAUUCCGGCACAUAACCUCACGUUGGUUGUCAAAAUCUUUGUUGCCAGGGAAUGCAGCUCCAAGACAUUCCAGAACACCAUCUCAACCAUCAAAAACCUGUCCGCUAUUCCCGGGGCCAAAGCUGUAUUCGGACAAGAACUCGUGAACCAGGCUCGACUUCUCAGCGAGAACAUUGUUACAGACCUGGAUGAGCUUUUGCCGCAUAUUGAGCAAGCAACCUCUGGAACCGAGAUUCAAGGAGUCGCGCUCUUGAAGUUUUCACCAGGGGCUUCGGAACAAAACAAGCUUCUUAGAGUUUUGACUGCUUUGGAUCACCUGUUUGACGGGCGCAAAAAGGGUGGCAAGGGGGAAGAUGAAUCGCUCAAAGAAAAUGACAAGCAGCAUCUUGUCACGUCUCUUUACCACAAUUCCACGUUUUCCGCCAUGUGGGAGAAGCUGAGUGCGUGCCUGAAAGCCAUUCGUGAGCGGGAGAACAUGCUCAAUGUUGCCACCAUUCUGCUCCCCCUGAUUGAAGCACUCAUGGUGGUGUGCAAGAAUACCACGGCAAGCGACGACAUGGUGCAGAGCCAAACGAUCAAGGACAUGACCCAUUCCAGCCCGCCUCCGGAAGCUCGCACAGCCAGCCUAUUCUUCACGUUUACAGAAGAUCACCGCCGGAUACUUAACGAGCUGGUGCGGCACAAUCCUAAGCUGAUGUCUGGAACAUUCGCUCUCUUGGUUAAGAAUCCAAAGGUCCUGGAGUUUGAUAACAAGCGCAAUUACUUCAGCCGCAGCGUCCAUACUCGAAGCAGCCCAAACAGCCGCCCUUCGUACGCCCCUCUGCAGCUGUCGGUGCGUCGCGACCAUGUCUUCCACGACUCAUUCCGGUCGCUUUACUACAAGUCAGGCGACGAAAUGAAGUUUGGUAAGCUGAACAUUCGAUUUCAUGGCGAGGAAGGCGUCGAUGCGGGCGGGGUGACUCGCGAGUGGUUCCAGGUCCUUGCUCGGCAGAUGUUCGAUCCAAACUAUGUUCUCUUCAUUCCAGUCUCGUCCGACCGUACCACCUUUCAUCCGAACAAGCUCAGUGCAGUAAACCCAGAGCAUCUAUUGUUUUUCAAAUUCAUUGGGCGUAUAAUCGGAAAAGCGCUGUAUGAGGGCCGAUUGCUUGAUUGCUUCUUCAGUCGAGCCGUUUAUAAGCGAAUUCUGGGCAAGUCCGUGUCUGUCAAGGAUAUGGAAUCAUUCGACCCGGACUAUUACAAGUCCCUUUGCUGGAUGCUGGACAAUGACAUCACGGACAUAAUCACCGAGACGUUUUCUGUCGAAGACGACGAAUUCGGGGUGACAAAAGUCGUUGACUUGGUUCCAAGUGGACGGGAGAUGGUUGUUACUGAAGAAAACAAGCACGACUAUGUUCGUCUGGUUGUCGAACACAAGCUGCUUGCGUCGGUCAAGGAUCAGAUGGAAAGCUUCUUGAAGGGCUUUCAUGAGAUUAUACCGUCGGACUUGAUCUCCAUAUUCAACGAACAGGAACUUGAACUCCUCAUUUCCGGUCUCCCCGACAUUGACAUUGAUGAUUGGAAGAGCAACACAGAGUACCAGAACUACUCGCCCUCAUCCCAGCAAAUGCAAUGGUUCUGGAGGGCAGUCAGGUCUUUUGACAAGGAAGAGCGAGCAAAACUGCUCCAGUUCGUCACGGGUACCAGCAAAGUUCCUCUCAACGGUUUCAAGGAACUGGAAGGAAUGAACGGCGUAAGCCGUUUCAAUAUUCAUCGGGAUUACGGUGAUAAGGAUCGGUUGCCGUCUUCACACACCUGCUUCAAUCAACUCGACAUUCCCGAAUACGAAAGCUAUGACAUGUUGCGGGCUCAACUCCACAAAGCCAUAACACAGGGCAGCGAGUAUUUCGGGUUCGCAUAG
This is a messenger RNA of Ustilaginoidea virens, 12015 nucleotides long. RefSeq lists its product as uncharacterized. Gene Ontology annotation, biological process: positive regulation of protein catabolic process; protein polyubiquitination; proteasome-mediated ubiquitin-dependent protein catabolic process. The record is from RefSeq and is a predicted model, not a curated record. The transcript is spliced from 7 exons. Gene Ontology annotation, molecular function: ubiquitin-protein transferase activity. The coding region runs from base 1 to 12015 and encodes 4004 amino acids. Lineage: Eukaryota; Fungi; Ascomycota; Sordariomycetes; Hypocreales; Clavicipitaceae.